Messenger RNA from Lathyrus oleraceus (garden pea), 8433 nucleotides. RefSeq names its product pentatricopeptide repeat-containing protein At5g66500, mitochondrial. NCBI's taxonomy places the organism in Eukaryota, Viridiplantae, Streptophyta, Magnoliopsida, Fabales, Fabaceae. Gene Ontology annotation, biological process: RNA modification. The transcript is spliced from 4 exons. Gene Ontology annotation, molecular function: protein binding; RNA binding. The record is from RefSeq and is a predicted model, not a curated record. Bases 191 to 1750 code for a protein of 519 amino acids.
GACUUUUCUCAUCAAUGCGAGUCUUAUUUUCAUCGAGUUGGACAUGAAUUAACUUGAUACAUUGACUCUCAUAGUGUGUUAUGACAUGUCAUAGGACCUGAUAAGCUUUGAUUUCAUUCAUUGCUUGAUUGUUUGUCUUUGCCAUGCCCUCUCCUAAAAACACAAGUUAAGGCAUUCGCCGCAGAAGAAGAUGCGGGUGCGGCCAUUAACGUUAACAUUGAAUUGUUUAUCUCACUUUCACUCUCUCUCCGACCACCACCAACUCCUCCACCGACCCAUUUCCGAACUAAACUCCCUCAUCAACUCCUACGUUCGCCGAGCUCAACCCUUCUCCGCAUGGAACCUCUUCCGCUCUCUCCGUCGUUUACGUUCCGACAUCGAUGCUCACACAUUCACCCCUCUCUUACGUCCAUCUUCUCCAUCACUCGGUAAACAAUUCCACGCACAAAUGAUCAGAACCGGUGUAGAUUCCGGAACUGUUCCAAAAACCGCACUCCUUGAUAUGUAUUCAAGGCACGGCUCAUUGGAUGAUUCCCUUAAGGUGUUUGACGAAAUGCUUCACAGGGAUGUAGUUGCUUGGAAUGCUUUGUUGUCGUGCUUUUUGCGAUGCGGGCAACCUCACGAGGCGAUUGGUGUUCUAAGGGAAAUGGGGAGAGAGAAUGUUGAGCUUAGUGAGUUUACAUUGUGUUCUGUUUUGAAGUCGUGUGCUUCUUUGAAGGCUUUGGAACUUGGUAGACAGGUUCAUGGAUUGGUGGUUUCGUUGGGGCGUGAUUUGGUUGUUUUGAGUACUGCUCUCAUUGAUUUUUAUUGUAGUGUUGGGUGUGUUAAUCAUGCUUUGAAUGUGUUUUAUAGUUUGAAUGGUUGGAAAGAUGAUAUGAUGCAUAAUUCGUUGGUUUCUGGGUGUAUUAGAAAUGGGAGAUAUGGGGAGGCGUUUAAAGUUAUGAGCUUGGUGAAGCCCAAUGUUGUUGCAUUCACUAGUGUUCUGGUUAGUUGCUCUGAGAAAUUGGAUUUGGUUACAGGGAAACAAGUGCAUUGUGUUGCGGUUCGUAGGGGUUUUACUUUUGAUACCCAAUUAUGUAAUGUACUGUUGGACAUGUAUGCAAAAUGUGGGAAGAUUUCACUUGCCCGCUCAGUGUUUGAUGGAAUUCGUCGAAAGGAUGUGAUUUCAUGGACUUGUAUGAUUGAUGCAUAUGGAAGAAAUGGGUGUGGAAAGGAAGCUAUCGAGCUCUUUCAGAGUAUGAGGGAGGAUGGGAGUGAGGUGUUGCCGAAUUCUGUGACUUUUUUAUCUGUUUUAUCAGCUUGUGAUCAUUCUGGGAUGGUGGAGGAAGGAAAAAAAUGUUUCAAUAUGAUGAGAGAGAAAUAUGGCAUUGACCCAGAACCGGAACACUAUGCAUGCUUCAUAGAUGUCUUAGGCCGAGCCGGUAAUAUAGAAGAAGUAUGGUCUGCUUAUCAAAAUAUGAUUAAGCAGGGUACUAAACCUACUGCAGGAGUAUGGAUAGCGUUGUUGAAUGCUUGCAGUCUCAGUCAAGAUUUUGAAAGAGGCGAGUUUGCCGCAAAGCAUCUUUUGUUGUUGGAUCCCGACAAAGCUAGCAAUAUUGUGCUUGUAUCAAACUUUUAUGCAGCCAUUGGUAGGUGGGAUUGUGUUGAUGAACUGAGAAGCAUAAUGAGGACAAAAGGGUUGGUCAAGGAAGCUGGGAAUAGCUGGAUCGGCGAGGGCUUCAAUGGACAUGCCAGGUCACUAUCUACUUGAUUGUUCAGCUAUACACCUGGAAAGUGAGAGCCUCACUCCUGUUGGGGUGAUUUGAUUUCUAGUAGAGUCAACCUGGAACUGGUUACAUGAAAGAAAAGGAAGCAAGUCAACUGGCGGCGGUAUUACUCAAUGAAAUCAAAUCGGAACAACAACCACGGUUACUUCAGAAGAAUGCAAAGCAGAAUCGAAACAUAGAAAUAAAGCUCGGAAAGGAAGCUAACCGGUUGCGGCGAGCUCGACCGAUGAAUGCAGACAAGCGUUGCCUUCAAUUCUCUCCUUCUCUUUUCUGAAUGGUAGCCGCCAAUCCUCUCCAAAAACUAGGGUUUUUCAGCUCUUCCCCAAAAUGAACAGUGGCAUCUCUUUUAUAGUCAUAUUGCAAGAGUCUUUUGAAUUGGCCUCUGAGACCAAAGGGGUGUCGAACUUGGAAGUGCUUUUGGUGCUGCCAGUUUGUCUACCCUGUUUUGGUGCUUACUCUGAAAAAGGAAGGAGGUGGGGAAGUAUGAUGAGCUUGGUUUACCCAAAAAUGAUGAGGAUGGCUUACUAGUCCCAAGAAGCCGAAACCAAACAUACCACCAACCUGCAAGUCACCAGAACAAACACAAAUGGUCCUGCUUCCGUAGCUUACCCGCUGCCAUAGCUUUCCUGAUGCCAUAAUGUUCCUGCUGCCAUAACGGUACGACGUCGGCUAGAAUCAAGUGCAGCAGAUCAGCAAAGCAUGGUAGAACCCAACUCCUUAUCAUUGAGUAGCUCUUUGAGAUCACUUCAAGAUGUUUCUAAGACGACCAAUGUUGCAGAAGUCUCAGCUUCAGAACCUCAUGUGCGAUCAACUGAGUUAAGGCAACAUGUUAAUUUUCCAAACUAUUUCCAUCCUUACGAGCGGUAUACUCCUUUGCUAGCAUCAACAAUGUAUGCAGCGGUUCUUGGUUCCACAUGGAAACUUAUCACUGCAUGUUAGAGCCAUGUCCAUUGCAAUCAUCCAUUUCUCUUGGACUCACGGUGAUGAAUGAAUCAGGAUCCAAAUUACAACGUUGUAUAAAAGCAUCAACGGUGGCUGAAUCUUGACCAUAAUUGCUGUUGUAAUUAUUGGCGUUGUCUAUUGUUGUGUCGGGCUCGCUCGAGGCACCUUUUGAAGGCCAUCCUGAUUCUGUUACCACUAUGGCAGUGAUAUUGGUGGCCGGAAACUUUUUAUGAAGUGAACUUUGAUUGUUUAGAAGUUUCCACAGGUGAAGGGGAAAACAAGCCUGAUACAAAGGGCAUUUGGAAGCAUUAAGAAGUGCCUGGUGUUCCGCAACAACAUAAUCUUUGUACUUGGCAAGGAAAAACUCGGUUUAAUAAAUGACAUCACAAGCAUAAUGGCGUACUGUGAAGUGACUAGACCAGCUGUGACAGCAAACUUUUCGCCAAAAUCAACUUCACACUUUUGCACCAAAGAAGGACUUUACACCUGCUGGAGAGUUUCCUGGUUUAGCAGUUGUUGUACCUCCGAAAUGGAGCCUUGCUUUCUUAUUACAGUAUAAUUAAGUGCGUCAUAAAAAAAACAAAAAAAAAAGCCUCUAAGUGCUGGCACAAUUGGAGAAACAUCGACGUCCGGUGAAAGGAAAUCAAGAACAUCGUAGUCACGAGCCAUAGCUUUGUAAUCUCGGUUAACCAAGUGAACAACAUGACCAAUUAUAGCAGAUCGCGCAUCUUCCGGUGUCUCACUCAUCAUUCCGAAGUCGAGAAAAGCAAGUCUCCCAUCAGGCGUUGCUAAAAGGUUCCCAGGAUGUGGAUCUGCAUGGAAAUAUCCAUACUCGAGUAAUUGUCUGAGGCUGCAUUGUCCAAUCAUAUGUGUGUUCUGCCGAGGAAAAGAGAUGGGAAACAAACAGUUUCUGCCACAACAUUCCAGCUUUUAUCUGCUAGAAGAGACACAAGUGUGACCGGUAGAUCAAUCAGUACUGUUUGUUGGUCAACAUUUAUAAAAGGCAUGUAUUUGCAGCAGGUAACAGAUAGCAGACCAAUAAACUGCAGUGCCGUAACUGGAACACAACUAAUUUCAAGAGCAUCAAUAAGCCGCUGUCUUUUAAAACCUAUCUCUGCGUGAUACAAAACAGCCACAACUUCCAAGAGAACAUCCCAGACUCCUUGUGAUUUGGAGCUCAAUAUGUGAGAUUUCAUUUUUCCUAGUUCAAUUAGAGGAGGAGAACCGGUUUUAACAAUCUUGAUUUUAGCAUGAACCUUCUUUUAGACUUCAAAAGAUUUGCAUGAACUCUGAACAAACUCCUCUUGUGAAACCUUCAGGAAAUCCAAUAGCCAACCCUGUGGAGCCUUCCCUAAGCAUCUUACAGCCUGUGAUAUGUGGCUCAAAAUGUCCAUAGAAACUUCAUUUAGGCACUCAUAGAGACCAUUCCAGCAUGAAAGGUGCAACAAGAAUUUUGUAGGUGUCAUACUCUUUCAAUUAUAUUUGCAGUAUAAACAAAAGUUUCAACUAGCUCUUCCUGAAACUUCAAAAAUAUUUUUCUUGUAUAAAGAUUAGCAGCCUGUUUCCAUUAGUGAAGGUGUCCUCAAAACUGGUGUUGUGCAAAUUGUCUCGAAGUCUGCUUAUAUUUCCUUUUCAAUCCAGCUCUCUAAAUCUUUUUCAUAUUGCUUAAAGAACAAUGGCAAUGUCAUCUGUUGGAUGACGUAACCAUCAAAAAAAGAAACACCAAGUCCUUGAUUAGGAGACAUUGCAGCAAAAAAUGAAUCACGACAAUAUGCUGGAACCUAUUGAGCACGGGCAAUAUGCAGGGACUGAAGCCGAUCAUUGCUUCUAAGCUCAUAUUUAUCAAGGAUAGAAUUCCAAGAUGAUUCAAACUCCUCGAUGGUUCCUGUCAGUUCAAUACAAUCAUAAAGUUCAACCUGAAAAUUUGGAUGCGAUAGACACACAUGGGCCAACUUUUCCUGGCCUUCUCUCAAGACAUGCCACUUGUUAAUACAGUGGCGAGUUUGUGGGAAAACUUGUGAAAUUGCUGCCUGUAUGGCCCUGUCUUGAUCAGUAAUUAUUGAGACAGGCUGUCGGUCACUCAUUGCUGUGAGAAAUGCCUUAAAGAGGCACAAAAAGGAAUGCACAACCAAACGAAACCAACUAACCAUGACUGUUUACUCCAGUAAAAGGAGCAAAUGGCAUUCUAUACUGGUUAGCUCUGCAUGUGGUAUCCAGAUGAACUGCAUCACCAAAAUGACCAUAAGCUGUCCUGGAUCAAUGUUGGUUGCAUACAACCUUUGCUUUUGUACAUGUCUUGGCAAAGUUGUGGUAAUAAAGACUAACACACUUGGGGUAAGUCCACUUUCACGACAGCAACAUGUUUUGCAGGAUUUUAAAAGAUCAAAUCUUGCUCACUCCAAAUGGUGUUAUGUCUGUUCCUUCCAAGGUUCAAAGAGGUAUACUUCCCCGUCUAUUGGAAGAAAUUUUAUCAACUAGAAUAAUGGUAAAACAAGCAAUGGAAAAGUUGUCUCCUUCAGAACAAGUCCUUCAACGAAUAUUUAAUGCAAGACAGCUUGCUCUGAAGCUCACAUCAAAUGUAACAUAUGGUUACACAGCUGCUGGAUUUACCGGUCGCAUGCCUUGUGCAGAACUUGCAGACAGCAUCGUUCAACAUAGACGUUGUACCCUGGAAAAGGCUAUAUCAUUAACAGUUUUCUAUUCAAGUUCUUGAGCCGGUCAAUGCUAGCUGAGGAACAGGCUUCCUUUUUUAAUUUCGGCGGAGAUUCCAUAUUGCCAACUUAAGGAGAGCUGACUUUCACUAUAACAUUAUCAUCAAUGGCUAAAUCGGAUACCUCAUUGACUAAAUCUGUUUCAUGUUCACCGUCUGCUGAAGCUACGGGCGAUGCCUCUGGGGAGUUUUCUUCAGAAUUCUGCAGACUCCAGUACAUGAUGCUAGUAGAUAAAGUAAGUAUCAUCUUCUGGUUUACCUCUAUAAUGUUCUCAGGUAACAGGAAAAUGGAGCAUCCGAGUUUUCGGUAAAUACUUUUAUUUUGAUCGGUACUUAGACGACUUUCAGUGAUAUCAAAGGCACUACCAAGCUUUCGCUUCCGCCGAUGGUACAUUGUGAAAGCUAGAAUGCCUACUGCUGACACUGCUAUUGAUGAUGCUGAACUAUUUGCUCUAUGAAUGUCAAGAGCCAUUUUACAGAGUUUCUCUACUUCAUAAAAUUGCAAAUUUUGAACAUUAGCUUCAGCCAGAUACCGACAAGUUUUGCCAUGUCUAGGGUCUGUACCUCCUGUGUUCCUUUGCUUACUUUAAUGAUUCUCAGUGUCAAGCUACCAAGGAUGCUGGUGUUAUUGCUGGUUUUAAUAUCAUGCGAAUCAUCAAUGAGCCCACUGCUGUUAUUCUCGAAAACAAGCAAUGGAAAAGUUAUCUCCUUCAGAACAAGUCCUUCAACGAAUAUUUAAUGCAAGACAGCUUGCUCUGAAGCUCACAUCAAAUGUAACAUAUGGUUACACAGCUGCUGGAUUUACCGGUCGCAUGCCUUGUGCAGAACUUGCAGACAGCAUCGUUCAACAUAGACGUUGUACCCUGGAAAAGGCUAUAUCAUUAACAGUUUUCUAUUCAAGUUCUUGAGCCGGUCAAUGCUAGCUGAGGAACAGGCUUCCUUUUUUAAUGUCGGCGGAGAUUCCAUAUUGCCAACUUAAGGAGAGCUGACUUUCACUAUAACAUUAUCAUCAAUGGCUAAAUCGGAUACCUCAUUGACUAAAUCUGUUUCAUGUUCACCGUCUGCUGAAGCUACGGGCGAUGCCUCUGGGGAGUUUUCUUCAGAAUUCUGCAGACUCCAGUACAUGAUGCUAGUAGAUAAAGUAAGUAUCAUCUUCUGGUUUACCUCUAUAAUGUCCUCAGGUAACAGGAAAAUGGAGCAUCCGAGUUUUCGGUAAAUACUUUUAUUUUGAUCGGUACUUAGACGACUUUCAGUGAUAUCAAAGGCACUACCAAGCUUUCGCUUCCGCCGAUGGUACAUUGUGAAAGCUAGAAUGCCUACUGCUGACACUGCUAUUGAUGAUGCUGAACUAUUUGCUCUAUGAAUGUCAAGAGCCAUUUUACAGAGUUUCUCUACUUCAUAAAAUUGCAAAUUUUGAACAUUAGCUUCAGCCAGAUACCGACAAGUUUUGCCAUGUCUAGGGUCUGUACCUCCUGUGUUCCUUUGCUUACUUUAAUGAUUCUCAGUGUCAAGCUACCAAGGAUGCUGGUGUUAUUGCUGGUUUUAAUAUCAUGCGAAUCAUCAAUGAGCCCACUGCUGUUAUUCUCGAACUUAGAAAACGCUUUCAGCUUGACCACCUUUCUUGCAGCAUCGGCAGUGGAAAAAUCCAGAGAUAAAUCCUGAACUUCAGAAAGCUUUCCUUCAUUGAGAACUUUGAAAAGAGCGAAACCCGCCGGCGUUUCAAAUUGUACCAGCAUUUUAACAGAUUUUGAACAAACCUUUGUUGAGACUGGUUUUGCGGUGUGCGGAGAAAAUGAAACACGACGAGCCUUGCUGUACACAGUAAAGGCAGUCUCUUUUAAAAUAACAAACUCACUCACUGAUGGACUUGUGACUCUGAAAAGGGCAUCGACUGUAACUAUCUGCAAGACCAAUUUAGGAAUACUAAACCCAGAAAGCACAGGGAUAUUAGACCCUGAAGCUUCAUCAACAGUUGCCAAGCCACUCAAUGCCUUUACAACCUGAUUGUGCAAGCUAGAUCUUCUCUCUCUAUCUGACUGUUGGAUAACUGAUCCAAUGGCCACAGAUGAUUCAAUAACAGUUUGUAAAAUUGCAGAUGGAUCCGGAAAUGGGCACACCACAUAGAUUACCAAACAGGAAUUGCUGUUGUGACUGUCCAAUCACUGCAUUGGCUUUUGCUUCAUCUAUGAUAGCAUUAUUAUCAACAUUUAAUCCGACAAGUACUUCUGCUGCAUAGUAUGAGGUAUACUUGCAGCCUGAUAUCCUUGCCGUGCGGCAUCAGGAAGACUUUGAAUUACCACUGGAUUCUGUUUCAUGGGUGAGAAAAUUAAGGUUUGAUGGAAGAUUUGUUCCGUUAAAUGCAGCAAAUGAUACUGCAAAUGCUCGAGAUGGUAUAACCUCAACUCCCCAUUUAGAGCCUGUUGCUGCUUACUGUUUCCGCCAACAAUAUCAGAUGUUGCACAUGGCUGCUUUGCUUGUUAUCAUUACAAGAAGAAGCAGGAUCCUGGAGACAAUUGCAAAAUGCAUCUUCAUCCUUAGGAUAUGAUGUUGGUAGAGGAUGGUCAGGAAUGACACCAACCUUGUUGAUAUCCGUGUGUGCAGGUGUCUUGUUGGAACCGUACCAACAUUUAGAUUAACAGACCUACUUCCAAAUAGUACAGACGGAUGAACUCCAGUUGAAUAGUGUGCAUAAGGCAAAUCAGUUCCAAUUUCAAUCACCCUUUGAGUGUAAGCCUUUAUCCUGUUUUUGUGCUUCUUCUGAACUGACUUCAAUGAUCUUCUACUUUCAUAGGUACCAGGCAAAUAAUAAGUGCUGGUUUCUCCUUCAUCUUCAUCAUAUGCAACAUCUUCACACCCAAACUCUGCUCCAGUAUCAUAUAUGGAUGUUUCAACUUCUUCUUGAAUGCUACUACCAGUUUUCCCACACGGUAGAAAAUGAGAUUCAAUGGAUUUUCUGUAAGUUUCCAUGGCAGUGUGAGGAACUCUUGGACAUGAAUGAAAUGAUUGUAACAUGAA